AUGAAAAAAUUGCUCCUUGCUUUGUUCUUGCUGCUUAAUUUGUUUGCAUUUUCAUUUUCUCGGAAACUUUUUUCCGAGAGUGGUUUUCACGACGAAGCUGUUCUUCUGGAGUUGAAGAGUAGCUUCUCCGAUCCAAAUGGUGUUCUCUCUAGCUGGGAUCCGAACAGCUCAAACCACUGUUCUUGGUACGGUGUGUCCUGCAACUCCGAUUUGAGAGUCGUCUCUCUAAUUCUCAGAGGCUGCGACGACCGUGAAGGUAGUAACCUUCAUUUCCCAGAUUCAUCUUCCUGUUCGGGUAGACUCGGUGGUGAAAUCUCUCCGGCGGUAGGAGAUCUCUCUGAAAUUAGGGUUUUGUCGCUUGCUUUCAACGAUCUGGGAGGUCAAAUUCCGAAGGAGAUCUGGGGAUUGGAGAGAUUAGAACUGCUCGAUCUUCAAGGGAACAGCUUUAUCGGGGGAAUCCAUGGAGUUAGGGUUUCGAAUCGCAUCUCAGAGGAUCUGAAUCUAGCUGAUGAAAAGCCUGGGCUUUGGAUUCGAAGAUCCCUUGCCAAUUUCGGAAAGUCACUAAAGGUGGAUCCUUUGAAGGUUUCCGAAAUCGUCGGUGUCUCUCUGUUCUCAGGAAAUGCUGUUCAUGGAAGGAAGCUCACGAGUCUCAACGACGAAGAAGACGGAGCGAGUCCGAACUCGGACGAUUCUUCCGGUAAAACCGGGUUAUACCCGAUUGAGAUCGCUUCGAUUGUCUCAGCUUCCGUCAUCGUCUUCGUGCUCCUCGUCCUCGUCGUCCUUUUCCUCUACACGAAGAAAUGGAAACGAAACUCUCAGGUUCAAGUGGUCGAAGCAAAGGAGAUCAAAGUGUUUGUGGACAAUGUUAUCCCUCUGACCUACGAGACCGUCGUUAGAGCCACCGGUUACUUCAGCAACUCCAACUGCAUCGGCCACGGCGGUUUUGGCUCCACCUAUAAAGCCGAGGUGUCUCCGAACAACGUCCUGGCCGUGAAACGACUCUCUGUUGGGAGGUUUCAAGGAGAUCAACAGUUCCAUGCAGAGAUCUCUGCUCUCGAAAUGGUUAGGCACCCGAAUCUCGUCGUCCUCAUCGGCUACCACGCGAGCGAGACCGAGAUGUUCCUCAUCUACAACUACUUAUCCGGCGGGAACCUCGAGGAUUUCAUCAAGGAGAGGUCAAAACCAGCUCUCGAGUGGAAGAUCCUCCACAAGAUCGCUCUCGAUGUAGCGCGUGCUCUCGCGUAUCUCCACGAGCAGUGUUCGCCUAAGGUCUUGCACAGAGACAUCAAGCCGAGCAACAUACUCUUGGACAACAACUACAACGCGUAUCUAUCCGAUUUCGGGUUAUCGAAGCUCUUGGGGACUUCUCAGUCUCAUGUCACGACAGGCGUGGCUGGAACGUUCGGUUAUGUCGCUCCCGAAUACGCAAUGACUUGCCGUGUCUCGGAGAAAGCGGAUGUGUACAGUUACGGUAUUGUCAUCUUGGAGCUGAUAUCGGAUAAACGAGCUCUUGAUCCGUCUUUCUCGUCCCACGAGAACGGGUUUAACAUUGUCUCUUGGGCGCAUAUGAUGUUGAGCCAAGGCAAAGCUAAAGAAGUUUUCACCAAGGGACUAUGGGAGACUGGUCCUCAAGACGACCUGGUCGAGGUUCUGCAUUUAGCACUCAAAUGCACUGUGGAUAGCCUCUCUAUAAGACCAACGAUGAAACAAGCUGUGAAACUGCUGAAGCGAAUCCAACCUUCUAGAUUGUGA
Thlaspi arvense is the source of this 1752-nucleotide messenger RNA. The record is from the annotation of a GenBank genome assembly. NCBI's taxonomy places the organism in Eukaryota, Viridiplantae, Streptophyta, Magnoliopsida, Brassicales, Brassicaceae.